AUGUUCAAAAUUGGUGGAAACUUGGCGAAAAAUCUGCGAUUGGCCUCAAUUUUUGGUCAAAAAUUGGUGCAUUUCCCACCAACACCGGCCAACAAACUUAUUAUAUAUCAACAAUUCCAAAGAAUGGCGUCAACUCACUGUGCUGAUGGACGAUUUAAUGUAACUCCCAAUCUAACAUUUUCAUUGGAUAGAAGUUCCUAUAUAUAUAUACAUUUAUUGAAUCAAACGACUACAUAUAAUAAUAGUAAGAGGAAGAGAAGAGAGAAUGACAAAUUUUUCACACGUAGUGGAUGACAAUAAAUAAAAGAAAGACCCGUUGGUCAAGAAAAGAGACAAAAUGGGCCAUUUUGGAAUGUGUAUUAGAAUAAAUUGUGGGGAAGAAAGGGUGUUAGAAAGAGAAAAAAAAGGAUGAGGUGGGUAGUAAAAUUAAUAUUUGGGGAUGAUAUGUAAUAUAAAUAAUUUAUAGAGAGGGAUUUUGAUGGGAUGUUGUAGAAGAUAAAAGAAAGGAGAAAAAAAUUAGAAUGACUCAGACCUUGAAGUGAAAGAAAAUUUGUGGUAAUCUGUGACAAAUAUAUCUGUGACAAACAUAUUAUUAUGAGAGAGCGCAGAGAAAAAUAGUAUAAAAUCGUGUAUUUCGCAAAAAGUGUGAACACAAAUUUCAGAAUCUAUUUCACCUGCUCUAUUUUCAGUUUUUACUGUGAAAAUGUGAGUUCUCAAUGGAGCGCACUUGUACAAAAUCGUUUUUUUUUGCAGAAUAAAUAUCUAUAUUUUCAUAGUUACCUCAACAACAUUCAAUAUUCAGUUUUAG
This is a messenger RNA of Caenorhabditis angaria, 808 nucleotides long. NCBI's taxonomy places the organism in Eukaryota, Metazoa, Nematoda, Chromadorea, Rhabditida, Rhabditidae. The record is from the annotation of a GenBank genome assembly.